Molecule: messenger RNA, 246 nt
Organism: Ilex paraguariensis (yerba mate)
Lineage: Eukaryota; Viridiplantae; Streptophyta; Magnoliopsida; Aquifoliales; Aquifoliaceae
Source: the annotation of a GenBank genome assembly
AUGAUUGAAUCGGAAGAAAGUUUCAUUCACUUAGCACUGCAAGCUAGUGAUCCAUUUCAAUUCCUAGCAAAGGUUCUGUCUAAUGAAAGAGUUAGUGAUCUCGAAAGAAUUCGUGGUUUGAAUAGGGUUCCAGCGACUCAAGAUGCAUCUGCUAGUGCUUAUCAAAUCAGGAGUUAUCUUUUGCUUAAUGCUGAAAUGGGUAGGCGAAUGAAUCUUCUUCCACCUCCUGAAAAGAAUCUCGGUUAA